GUUUCUGAUUCUUUUUGUUGUUGUUGUUAAUUGUUAUUUGGUCUGUUCUUUGUUUGUUUGACAAUUAUCAUGGAAUCGAUGGAAAUUGAUCAGAAUACUGCUAAGGAUUUACUCUCUCAUGGUGCUUUCUUCUUAUUGAUUGAUUUGCCUGUUGGAUCGACAAUUGGAAUCGAUUUUAGUGAAUAUUCUGUUGGUGUUAAAUUCAAAGGAUUUAAAAUGAUUCCUCCUGGAUUACAUUUCGUUCAUUAUUCAGCAGUUGAUCGAAAAUUUCCAACUCAAACAAGCCCACGAUCGGGAUUUUUUCACAUAUUCCAGCCGAAAGAGAUUUAUAUUAGAAGAUGGGAUGGUGGAGACGAAGAUAUUUCAGAGAUUCUUUUAGAUCCGGAUGAGGUUCAACGUUACUCUGACAAUUUAAUCGGUUCAUUGGAUCAACAUUUAGCUCCAUAUCCUUUUUCUGAAUACCGAAAAUGGACUCAAUUGACCAACUAUAUUGGUGUAAAUGUUUUGAACACACUUAAUCCAAACUGUGGAAAGAUAAGAUCAGUAACUCAAUUGGUUUCUCUCAAAUAUCCUCAAGAUAUUCAACCCUCUGAAUCUUUACCCACCACGAAUAGGAGACUAACUGUUGACAAUUUAAUGUCUUACAUGGAAAUCGAACCCGAUUCCCGAAUUAAAUUCGCUCAACUUUCAAAACUUCCCCGAUUACCUGAAGGGGCAACAUCAAGUGACCUGACCAAACAUUGUAUCGACCAAAGCUACACCCUCGACGAAACACUGAAAAGAUACGAGAAACCAGAUGAUAUUCUUGGCGAACUUCAAUUUGCCUUUGUAACAUUUAUUAUCGGACAAGUAAAUGAUUCUUUUGACCAAUGGAAAUUAAUGUUAAAAUUACUCUGUUGCUCUGAUGCAGCAAUCAACAAAUAUCCAUCAAUGUAUUUUAAUUUUAUCAAUGUUCUAAACCUACAAUUGAGAGAAGUGCCUGAGGAUAUUUUCAUCGAUAUUGUGGAUAAUGAAAAUUUUCUCGUGUCAGUUUUACGUGAUUUUUUUUAUAACGUAUUUUGUAAUCCAAAUACUGACCGAAAGGUCAGAGAAAAGGCCAUUGUAUUUAAACUACAUGUUACAGAAAAGUACAAAUGGGAUUUCGAGGAAGAGCCAGAAGACGAGUUGCCAGUCGUUGUUACUUAACGAAUAAAAAGAUUACACUCUUA
Messenger RNA from Panonychus citri (citrus red mite), 1208 nucleotides. RefSeq names its product protein AAR2 homolog. Gene Ontology annotation, biological process: spliceosomal tri-snRNP complex assembly. The coding region runs from base 70 to 1185 and encodes 371 amino acids. The transcript has a single exon. The record is from RefSeq and is a predicted model, not a curated record. NCBI's taxonomy places the organism in Eukaryota, Metazoa, Arthropoda, Arachnida, Trombidiformes, Tetranychidae.